Zasmidium cellare ATCC 36951 is the source of this 1320-nucleotide messenger RNA. RefSeq lists its product as uncharacterized. The record is from RefSeq and is a predicted model, not a curated record. NCBI's taxonomy places the organism in Eukaryota, Fungi, Ascomycota, Dothideomycetes, Mycosphaerellales, Mycosphaerellaceae. Gene Ontology annotation, biological process: protein refolding; response to heat. The coding region runs from base 1 to 1320 and encodes 439 amino acids. Gene Ontology annotation, molecular function: ATP binding; Hsp70 protein binding. The transcript has 3 exons. Gene Ontology annotation, cellular component: cytoplasm.
AUGAGCGGCGUGGAAGAGCAGGACCUCUACGAGGUCCUCAAUAUCUCGCGCGGCGCGACCAAGGCUGAAGUGAAGAAGGCAUAUCACAAGGCCGCCCUCACCUCACACCCCGACAAAGUCCCCGAAGACGAGCGCGAAGAGGCCGACGUCAAAUUCAAACUCGUCUCGCAAGCCUACGAAAUCCUCAUCGACGACGACAAGCGAUCCCUCUACGACCAACAUGGCAUGGCGGCCUUCGAAAAGGGCGGCGCGAAUGGCUUCUCCGGCGCCGGGCCCGAUCUUGACGACAUCCUCGCGCAAAUGUUCGGCGGCGGUAUGGGCGGAAUGGGAGGAGAUCCGUUCGGCAUGGGCGGCGGGAUGCCGGGAGGAGGACAGCGGAGAAGAGCGAAGGGCAGGAAUGAGAUGCAGGAAUAUCAAGUGACGCUGGAAGAGCUGUACAAGGGCAAGACAACGAAGUUCGCAAGCACCAAGAAUGUGAUUUGCACGAAUUGCAAUGGCUCGGGCGGUAAGAACGAGAAGGUCAAGGCCAAGACUUGCGAUACGUGUAAGGGACGGGGCGUCCAGACGAAGCUGCAGCCUGUGGGGCCGGGCAUGGUCACGCAGGCGACGGUGCCGUGCAGUACGUGCGAGGGACGCGGGAACUUCUAUGCGGAGAAAGAUAAGUGCAAGAAGUGCAAGGGUCAGCGGACGAUCAAGCAGAAGAAGAUCUUGGAGCUGUAUGUUCCACGGGGAUCGCGGGAAGGUGAACACAUCGUGCUAGCUGGCGAGGCGGAUCAGAAUCCGGACGAUGCAGAGCCGGGAGAUAUCAUUUUCGAGUUGGAGGAGAUACCGCACGAUACCUUCAACCGCGCUGGAGCAGAUCUGCAUGCUGAGCUCGAGAUCAGCUUGGUGGAGGCUUUGACUGGCUUCAACCGGGUGGUAUUGAUACAUCUCGACGGACGAGGCAUCCAGCUCAACGUCCAGCAACCAGAAGGCAAGGUUAUUCGUCCAGACGAUGUCCUCAAGAUCGAGGGCGAGGGCAUGCCACACAAGCGAUCCGACGCCAAGGGUGAUCUCUAUCUGACAGUCAAGGUCAACUUCCCGGAGGAUGGCUGGCUGCAAACCCAGAAGCAAGUCGAUGCCGUCAAGGCCGUACUUCCACCUGCGCCAGAGAUCAAAUACAAGCCCGGCGAGACUCCCGAGACUGUCGACGAGGUGGAGUUCGAGGUCGUGGAGAGCUUGGAAGGCUUCGGCGCCGGAUCUGAUGACCCCCGAGCUGCUGGUGCCGAAUGGGAGGACGAGGAAGAAGGACCUGGUGGAGCGCAGUGUGCGCAGCAGUAG